Messenger RNA from Candidula unifasciata, 672 nucleotides. The record is from the annotation of a GenBank genome assembly. Lineage: Eukaryota; Metazoa; Mollusca; Gastropoda; Stylommatophora; Geomitridae.
AUGUUGUGUGUCGAAUAUUGCGUGUUGUGUUGGGUACCAGCGCCAUGUCUCUCAGGGGCGUCUCCUCAUCUCCCAUCGACAGUACCAGCGCCACGUCUCUCAGGGGCGUUUCCUCAGUUCCCAUCGACAUCACAGUCACAGUUACAGUUACAGUCACAGUUACAGUCACAGUUACAGUUACAGUCACAGUUACAGUUACAGUCACAGUUACAGUCACAGUUACAGUCACAGUCACAGUCACAGUCACAGUCACAAAUACAGUCACAGUCACAGUUACAGUCAAAGUCACAGUCACAGUUACAGUUACAGUUACAGUUACAGUCACAGUUACAGUUACAGUUACUGUCACAGUCACAGUUACAGUCACAGUUACAGUCACAGUCACAGCCACAGUUACAGUUACUGUCAGUCACAGUUACUGUCACAGUCACAGUUACUGUCACAUUCACAGUUACAGUCACAGUUACAGUCACAGUUACUGUCACAGUCACAGUUACUGUCACAGUCACAGUUACUGUCACAGUUACUGUCACAGUCACAGUUACAGUCACAGUCACAGUCACACUUACAGUCACAGUCACAGUCACAGUCACAGUUACAGUUACAGUUACAGUUACAGUCACAGUCACAGUUACAGUCACAGUUACUAAAAGCCAUUGUGUGCCCACAUGA